Molecule: messenger RNA, 1093 nt
Organism: Asparagus officinalis (garden asparagus)
Lineage: Eukaryota; Viridiplantae; Streptophyta; Magnoliopsida; Asparagales; Asparagaceae
Product: actin-related protein 2/3 complex subunit 5A-like
Exons: 4
Coding region: 25-336 (103 amino acids)
Biological process (GO): Arp2/3 complex-mediated actin nucleation; regulation of actin filament polymerization
Cellular component (GO): cytoplasm; Arp2/3 protein complex; actin cytoskeleton
Molecular function (GO): actin filament binding
Source: RefSeq, a predicted model, not a curated record
CUGGAAGCGGAAAAUCUGGAGGCGAUGGCCACGAGGAUCGAGCAGAAGUCCCGCAAAGUCGAGACCUUGCUCAAACAAUUUAAGCCGGUGGAAGCUCUGAAGACAGCGCUUGAGGGAUCGCCGACGAGCAUCAAGGACGAGAGGUGCAAGUCGGCGAAUUGGAUCGUGGUGCAUCGGGCGAUGAUGGCGAUAAAGGAUGUGGAUGGGAUGUUCUCGACCUUGGAUCCGGAGUACUAUGACAUUCUCAUGAAAAGGCAGAAUGGUGAAGACGGAAAUCAAGAGAAGAGUCAUGUCCUUCAUAAAGUGAACAAGGAUAUUUUGCAACCUUUAUUGUAAUAUAAUUAUACUGUUUUGUCAAGACAAUUGAAGGAUAUCAUAUCCUUCCAGAGAUACCUGUUGUAGCGGGAAAAAGGCAAGAAGAGCGAAAAUAGUCUUGGCAGGUUGUUUUAUUGCUAUUCAUUUUGGGGAGGGGCAAUAACGAUAAUCAUGAAGGGUCUUCUUGUUUAGUGCCAUGUCCUAUCAACUAUUUGUAUACAUGCAUUCGGCUCCAUUUUGAAAAGAAAAAUUCCAAAAAAAAAUUGAAGCCAGUUGCAACAACUUUUAGGCAUUGAAGAGGCGUGAGAUAUGCUGUUUAGUAUGGAAGUUGCGUCCUGUGGCUUCUUCCCUUUUAAAAAGGCUCGACUUCCUCAAACACAAAUGUAGUUGUAUUUGGUGCCUUUUCCAUAUCCUUUUCCAGAGGUGGAUAGGUACAAGAUGACAACAAUCAAUUAAAAGAUCCCGCAUAACCAGAUUAUGUGUUGGAAGAUUUGAUUCUCUUUCCGAAGUAUCCUUACCGUACACUUGAUUGGAACCUCUUUUACAAAACCUCUAUAUUCACAUGACAAUUUGGUUAUGAUCAAGAUUCAGAGGAUAUGGAUGUUCCGCGUUAGCAUGGUAUGGGGAGUAUUUUGUUUGUGUUGGCACAAACCAGAGAAGCAACAGUUUUCUCCUUGUUUAGUGUUGCAAAAUGUUUUCCUUGUUGAGAGUGAUGCUGCCUUCUUUAAUAUGGCAACAAUAUGUGGCUUCUUCUAUCGUUAAGGCAAAAUUUUCCUUG